AUGUUACAUUUCAUCGAAUGUGGUUAUGAUAAUAUCAAUCCAACCACAAAUUUGGCUGACAAUAACUAUUCAAGAGCAACAUAUAAUCGAUGGAAUGACAACUAUCAGACAAUUGACAAUAAUCGCAAACAGAAUGAUAAGUUCGUGAAGAAUAAAUACGAAUUUUCAAACCUGUUCAACCAGCUUAAAGCACAAUUCAUGGAUAUAGUGGAUAAACAAGACACUUUAAGACAACGCUUAAGUGUUGCAAACCAAGAGUUUUACAGCCUUGAAAUGAGUGCAGCUGCUAAGAAAGGCAUAAUUGAUGCUUGGGAAAAACAAGGCGGAGGUCGCACAGCAGAAAGUAUAGAACGCUUAAAAAGUGAAGUUGAGGACAUUAACCAAAAGUUGAUGGAAUUGAAUAAAUCGCGUAAUUUGCUCGAAAAAUCGGUGGUCAAAGGUCACGAAAUAAGUUCACAAAUCGAAAUCCGGCUUCGAGCUUUAGCCACUACGCGAGAACAAAAAGAACUUAUAGAGCUGCUUGUACGGAUGUCUAGUGUUCGGGCAGAAAAAAUGACGGCUGUGAACGAUCUCGCACUCAAAUCUAUCCUACUGGAUAAAGCUGAUACAUCUAUGAUGAAGCUACAUAAAUAUGAGUCAAUAGCUGAAAAACUGAUAGAGGGUGGACUUGAUGGUAUAUCCAUUGCCAUUAUCUAUUUCAAUUCUUUAAUCUUAUCAUAG
Messenger RNA from Auanema sp. JU1783, 720 nucleotides. The record is from the annotation of a GenBank genome assembly. Lineage: Eukaryota; Metazoa; Nematoda; Chromadorea; Rhabditida; Rhabditidae.